Protopolystoma xenopodis is the source of this 372-nucleotide messenger RNA. The record is from the annotation of a GenBank genome assembly. NCBI's taxonomy places the organism in Eukaryota, Metazoa, Platyhelminthes, Monogenea, Polystomatidea, Polystomatidae.
AUGAAAGGAAAUUUCUUCGCGAAAUCACGCCCGAAUUGUCACCUUCGUCCGGCUCAACUUUCAGACCGUGGAACUCCAAGAGGGCUUAAGUCUAAAAUGGAAUCAUCAUUCGUGAGCCGCCUCAUUUGCUUCUGCUCACUGAUGCGUGGAAUAGCUUCCCGCCUCGUCUACACAACAGAAUCCAAUUGCGACUGCGGAUUUCCGCCGAUCGGAGUUCUGCUUUACCCAGCCCUAGCCAACUUUGCACUGAAUGCAAGUUGCCGAGUUGUGCAUCUGCGAGGCCAUCUAUUUGCCCAGUCUGGAGGCACCAGAGAUGGCCCGCCAAAGAAAAGCGGGAAAAAUACAGGAAUGCAGAGACAACAAUUAGAUUAG